AUGCCCAACAUGCGCUCCGCUCUCGCCCAUGCUGCUCGUUCGGGGAGGAAUCGGAGCGCUUCGCUGUCCACCGUCCCGCCGACGCAGGGCCACGAGGAUUACCUGCCGGAGCUCGCUGCCAUCGCCGCCUCGAUCCUCUACCGAUCACCGCACCUGUCGCUCGAAGGAAGACCCGUCUACAUCCUCAACGCCGCCGCUUUCCCCGACGCAUUCGAAGUCGAUUAUGACACCCUUCUGGCAUACGUCCUGGCUCGUCUGCCCGGAGAGGAGGAGCUGAUUGCGGGGACGGACUAUGAGGUGGUGUUCUUUGCGGGAGGCACGCCGGACAAUGCAACACAAGAGAAGAAACAAGGACCCAACACCGGCUGGUAUCUGCAGGCCUACCAUGUGCUCAGCCGCGCAUUACGGAAGAAGUUACAGAGGCUGUAUAUUGUACACCCUCGGACGUGGGUCAGAGUGCUCAUCAGCGUGUUUGGAACGAUAGUGUCGCCCAAAUUUCGCCGGAAGAUUGUCCACGUCAACUCGCUAUCGCAAUUGGCUCUUCAUAUCGCUAUUGAGAAGCUCCUCAUCCCACCAUCCGCCUACUUGCAGGAUCGGAAGGUCUCGUCAGAAGUCUACGCUCCGUUCGUAACCGGGAGGAGGGCCUUUGGUGUCAACCAUCCCUUUCCGAAGAACAUCUCUACCGGCGAGUCACGGCUUCCGCGGGUACUCAGGGAGACCACGAGCUUCGUUCUCAUGCCUUCAAAUGUCAUCACGGAGGGUCUCUUCCGGAUACCGCCUCACAACAUCCUCUCGAGUAUUCUCAAAGAAGCAUACGACCGAGGCCAGCAAUUCAUUGUAUGGAAGGAGGGAGAUGCAACUUUCGUAGCGCCUGGCAUGGACCAGGCCUUGCUGAACGAGGUGCGCUUAGAAGAUGCGUAUGGUGUUCAUCUCGCCGCUUCUCUCAUCAAGACGUGGUAUCGAGAACUCCGAGAACCAAUCUUCCCGGAGUCAAGCUACUCAGCACUCAGAGAAAGGUACAGCGACCCUGGAACUGAGGUGACUCCAGAGGAUGUCGUCGACCUGAUCUUACCGGCAUCUGCUUCUUCUCCAUUGACCCAGACUGCUCGCGAAAUACUGGCAAGACACUUGCUACCUUUACUGUCGGUCAUUGCGUCUCACGAGACCGAAAACAAGAUGAACGCGGAGAACCUUGCGAUAUGUUUCUCGAUGUGUCUAGUGUGCGGAUCGGAUCAGAUGCAAGACGCAAAAAUGUCGACAGUCGUGAAGCGCAUCCUGCAUGCAGCUAUCAACAUGUGGCCUCAACUGCGAAGCGGCAUGGGCUUCGAUGAAGGUGCUUUCUUCAAGGAUAUCCAGCCCCCGAGCGACUCCCGAGAAUAUGAGGAUCCUCUGGAAGAUGCGAAACCGCCACAGCACGCUGCUGACGGCGCAGAUGAUGAGAUGCCCGAUGGGCAUAGAAUCGUCAUGGCUGAUUCUGACAGUCCUCGUUCUCUCUCGCCCGAAGGACCACCUCCAGCAUUACCGCCUCGAAGAUCUCGAGCAUCUUCAUGGAGAAAGGCCUUGAAGACUCAAAUUCCUGACAUCGAUCUUUCAUCUCUGCCCAAGCCUAAGAUUGAACUGCCCAUGAUUCCCAAACGGAAGCCGGCGCCGCACCAUGAGGCUGAACCACCUUCGCCUUACCGAGAUGAUGCUACCGUGUUUGAUCAGACGUCAGCACCGCCGCCUCCACGAUACUCCGCCCUUUUUGACAGAAAUGGCAGAAGUGUGCAAGUAGAAGAGUCGCCUGCGACAGAUGUGCCACCAGACAGCUUCGGCUCACCUCGCAGAGUGCCCAAUCUCGACAGGGAAAAGAAGGCCGCCUCAUACCCGGAUCCGUUGGAGCAUAAUCCCAUGGAGCAUAAUCCCAUGGCGGCAGUACCAAAGCGAAAGGCAGUUUCCGGAUCCGGAUCCGGAUCGAGAAAAUCGUCGCCAGAAGCUACGCCGGCCGCGCCUCUGUCUCGGCAACCGUCCGAUAGCAAUUCUAGCCAUGCGAGCAACGCCUUGCUCGCGAGAAUGGCCGCGCAACAAGCUGCGAAUAAUCUCGCGCAUCGUAUUACAGUUGCAGCACCCGAAAGGAAGGAUAGCACGGCUGGGGAAAUCAACUCUGCGCCUGCCGACCUGGCCAAGUUUCCUGAAGCUGCUACUCCCAACUCAGCAAACGACAACGGCGUCUUUCGUAAACCUUCCCGGCCUGCAUCCGCAAACCGCCAACUACAGCAACCAUCCACCAUCCAGUUCCUCGCCAAACCCGUCAUCCAACCUCAUCACGCGUCCACCUUCCCUAUGGCCUCCAAUAGUGGCUCAUCACGACAUCUUAGUCCACCUCACGUCCCGAAACCUCGUACCCCGUCGCCGGGUCUCUUGCAAAGGAUGAGCUCGAUGGAGAAUACGCACUCACAACGUGCUUCUUCUGCGGGAUCCGGAGGCUUGCAGCCGAACAAGUUGAAUUUGAAAAAGACGAGUGUGGAUGAUCUCCGGAGGUUGUAUGAGGAGCGGGUGACGACGGCGGAAGGAUUGGCGGGUGUUGUCAGGAGGAAGACCACGCAUCGUUAG
Molecule: messenger RNA, 2592 nt
Organism: Lecanosticta acicola
Lineage: Eukaryota; Fungi; Ascomycota; Dothideomycetes; Mycosphaerellales; Mycosphaerellaceae
Source: the annotation of a GenBank genome assembly